Microplitis demolitor is the source of this 1572-nucleotide messenger RNA. Its product is annotated as retinol dehydrogenase 10-B. NCBI's taxonomy places the organism in Eukaryota, Metazoa, Arthropoda, Insecta, Hymenoptera, Braconidae. The coding region runs from base 404 to 1336 and encodes 310 amino acids. The transcript has 7 exons. The record is from RefSeq and is a predicted model, not a curated record. Gene Ontology annotation, molecular function: oxidoreductase activity, acting on the CH-OH group of donors, NAD or NADP as acceptor.
ACACGUUUAGUUCUCGAGUCGCGUGCGUAGUAUAUUAUCCGCGGUAUCGUAGUAGGCUCCUGACAAGCCUCAACUCCGGUACGAUCUCUCAAGUAAAAAGUUGCUCGAAGAUUGUGUCAGUACUCAGCCUCAACCCGGGGUUCCCUCGAUCACUCAACAGCUUAAUUACAUAAACACUCAUUUAUAACUUUAUCUAAUACUUCAUUAGUUUCCGCAGUAAACUGCACUGCUCUCAUUACCUGAGUAAUUAAUUGACAGUGGGUUUUUAAAAUUUAAGUGACUUGUCAUUGUCAGACUAUCGUGCAAUAGGAACUCCUGGUUCUGCUAUUGGUCUUGGUCCUGGUCUUGGUCCUGAUAGUGAAUUACGUGGAUAAAAUUGUCUACUCAAGAGGGACGCUGCACUAUGGUACCGAUGAAGGAGGAAGUUUUUACGAACUCGAGGAUCGGCAGCCCGUCAUCGAUCGCUUGGCUUUACUUACUAGCUGAAUUUUUUAUCGGGGUGCUGCUGUCGACGAUGUUGACUUUUUUAGGAGUUAUUAAAUCCAUUUUACCAAAGCCACCGAGGGACUUGACGGGGAACGUUGUUUUGGUAACAGGUGCGAGCUCACCAUUGGGCAGAUGUUUAGCCACGGAAUUUAUCCGCGUCGGCUGUACAAUUGUCUGCGUCGACCAUGACCUCGAGCUGGUGAGAAAGACCGCGUGCGAGUUGGCGGAUAAUUAUUCUGAUUCGGCGAUACAAAGUCUCAGUCCGGAUCACAGGAAACAGGAUGACUCGGAGUUUAAGGCCAGGGUCUUUGCAUAUCAGUGCGAUCUGUGGGACCGCAAGUCUAUUCGAAAAGUCGCUCAGAAAGUUAAAGACGAAAUAGGACCACUUGACAUACUUGUCACGUGCGCGGGCGAGUCUAAUCAAAACAUCCUCGACACUGUCAGCAACACACUCAUGAGCCAUUACUGGACCGUUCUUGCCUUCCUCCCGAUGAUGUACCGGCAACAAAAAGCUCACAUAGUCGGAGUGACGCCUACUGCUUCAACCGACGACGCAUAUUUAGGCACCAGAGCUGCAAUUGCUGGUCUAAUGGAAAGUUUGGGCCACGAAUUCGGGAGUAGAUGCGGUAAUUUAAAUUUCAUGACCGUCGCUCCAAAGGCCGAUCCAAGGUUAAUGAGGCAGAGCGAGGAGAAGGUUGCCUAUGACGUGGUCCAGGCAGUGCGUCGAGAUCAAUGCUGUCUAUCUGCUUCGUGGUGGUCAACGAUGCUUUACCGUGUUAGUUGUGCAAUUCAUAAAAUAAUAACAAUUGUCACGCGAUGGAUUUAUACGCACGGAUGUGACGACCUUUAAAAUAAUAAAUAUAAUAAUUAUUUAAAUAAAGUAUAUAGAUAUUUUAAUUUAUGUAAAUAUAAUAUAACAUUAUUUUUGUAUAAUAAAUAAUUUAGAUAAAAUGUGAAUUGUAAGAGAAAUAAUUAAAAUAUUUUUUUAUAAAUAAUAGACAUUGAUAAAUUUAUAUAAAUUUAUAUAAUAAAAAUAACGGACGAGUAGAAAUAUAAAUAAAAUUUAUUUAAUAUUUUUUUUGUCAA